This is a messenger RNA of Wickerhamiella sorbophila, 1413 nucleotides long. RefSeq names its product Ribonuclease 3. NCBI's taxonomy places the organism in Eukaryota, Fungi, Ascomycota, Dipodascomycetes, Dipodascales, Trichomonascaceae. Gene Ontology annotation, cellular component: nucleus. Bases 1 to 1413 code for a protein of 470 amino acids. The transcript has a single exon. The record is from RefSeq and is a predicted model, not a curated record. Gene Ontology annotation, biological process: rRNA processing; regulation of gene expression; primary miRNA processing. Gene Ontology annotation, molecular function: ribonuclease III activity; double-stranded RNA binding.
AUGGCACCUACGAUUUCGCAGCUGGAGGAAAUCGACCAUAUUAUGCUUGUAUUAGGCCGUAAGUUCCGAGAGUUGACAAAAGUAGAAGACUCAUUCAAAGAAGAAGAUCUAGAAGAAAUUGCAAAGAAUACCAUUGACGAACAGCUACAAGAUCUCCUACGGAGUCCUCGGAUCAUUUUGGCACAAAAAAUGCUCCAACGCUAUGCAAAGGGUAAAAUGUCUCUCAUCGACAACAUAGUAGACGCCAAAAUGGGCACUUACAGCCAGAACUUCAAAAAAAUGAAGUUUUCUCUCGGAAACUCGAUGUCUUCUUCCACCACUCAAUCGCAGUCCGAAGCCCCAUCUGCCUCGGAUGAUGAAGAAGACUCGAACCAUUGGCCGCCAAAGCUUCCUAAAAUAAAAGAUGCGAGCCUAAGGCGACAGGUUUUCACACAUAGCUCAGCAGUUCAAAUGGCUGAACAUUUGACAAAAGCUGAGAUUUUACAAACCCAUAAUGAGCGCUUGGAAUUCAAAGGUGACUCAGUACUUGAUUAUAUUGUAUGUGGUAUGCUAUAUGAGAGGUUUCCGUUUGCCGAUGAGGGGUUGAUGACGGUUAGAAAGUCGAGUUUGGUGUGUAACUCCACGCUUUGGGAGCUCGCUAUGGCAUACAAGCUGCCUGAGAAGCUUAAAACCCAGGUUUCGUUCCACGACACCCCUAAUACACCACCACAUCUUCGCACCAAACUCAUCCCAGAUUUGUUCGAAGCUUAUGUUGGUGGAUUAGCCGUUGAUCAAGGGCUGGAGGUUGUUGAACAGUGGCUCACUAAACUCUAUGCACCAUUCUUAGACAAGAUUGCGAAGGACAAAACUACAAAAGCAAAUCAGGAAAAUGAAGUUGACCGCAUGGCUAAAACAGAGCUAUAUCAGAAGAUUGGUAGUAAGGAUCAAAUCCCUGAGUAUCUCACAAAAGACGUCGAUCCCCCUUUCACCGUGAACUGCGUAGUGAACGGCGAAGUCAUUGGGCAAGGUGUGGAUCAUAAUACUAAAAAAGCGGGAUUGAGAGCAGCAGCUGAUGCAUUAAAAAAUCGAGACGCAAUUGAGCGUCUUUCGGCUAAGCGUCGAUUAGAACCUCGUUCGGCACCCGUCACUACAGAUUGGAGUGAAAGCGAAGUGAAACAAGAAAAUCCAGUUUCUGAAGAUGCAGCUGGCGCCAAACAAGCGUUGUAUUUGGAGCUCGGCGGCGUAAAAGAGGCUAAACCAACGUACAGCGUAGUUCCCGACGCACCGGCAGUAACCGUUCAAUGCAUUUCACUUGGACAGAUUCUUUCUCAAGCUACUGCCUCCUCUAAAAGACAAGCCACCCAAGAGGCUGCAUUAUCUGCGCUCAAGAACCAUGAAGCUAUUAAAAAAAUACGAGAAACCCUUCAAGGGUAG